Penicillium soppii is the source of this 552-nucleotide messenger RNA. RefSeq names its product putative ADP-ribosylation factor (gene arfA). NCBI's taxonomy places the organism in Eukaryota, Fungi, Ascomycota, Eurotiomycetes, Eurotiales, Aspergillaceae. Gene Ontology annotation, cellular component: cytoplasm; plasma membrane. The transcript has 4 exons. Gene Ontology annotation, biological process: intracellular protein transport; vesicle-mediated transport. Bases 1 to 552 code for a protein of 183 amino acids. The record is from RefSeq and is a predicted model, not a curated record. Gene Ontology annotation, molecular function: GTPase activity; GTP binding.
AUGGGUCUCACUGUUUCGAAGUUGUUUGACAGACUGUGGGGUCGCAAGGAGAUGCGCAUCCUGAUGGUCGGUCUCGACGCCGCUGGUAAAACCACCAUCCUUUACAAACUCAAGCUCGGUGAAAUCGUCACCACUAUUCCCACGAUUGGAUUCAACGUCGAGACUGUGGAAUACAAGAACAUUCAGUUCACCGUUUGGGAUGUCGGUGGUCAGGACAAGAUCCGUCCUUUGUGGCGUCACUACUUCCAGAACACUCAGGGUAUCAUCUUCGUGGUUGACAGCAACGAUCGGGAUCGUGUUGUCGAGGCCCGCGAGGAGUUGCAGCGCAUGUUGAACGAGGAUGAGCUCCGUGACGCCCUCCUUUUGGUCUUUGCCAACAAGCAGGAUCUGCCUAACGCUAUGAGCCCCGCCGAGAUCACCCAGCAGCUUGGUCUCCAGAGCUUGACCCGUCGUUCUUGGUACAUCCAAUCCACCUGUGCCACCACUGGUGACGGCCUAUACGAGGGUCUGGAGUGGCUCGCCGAUGCGCUCCGGAAAGUCAACCGCGAUUAA